CACUUUUGAUGUAAUAUUCGUAGUUUUUUCCUCAUAACAUACUGGUACUUGACACUAAACCAAAAAAAAAUGAGAUCAGUGGUGUAGAAAAAAAGGAAGUCCCUUUAGAUGUGGCUAUUCAAAAUGACUAAUUUUGCAUUCUGGUCUUUGCUUUUGUAAAUGAAGUCUUUUUUUUCCCCCCCUUUUAAUGCAUAGACACUGCAGUUUCCUUUAGUCAAAUACAAGUUAUUGUGUGUGUGUGUGUGCAUGUGCUUGCACAGGUUCCCUUUGAAAGGAUGGCUUGCUGAUCUGUGAAAAAGAUGGUUUUCUGAAAUUCUUGUGUUUGAAAUCCUUGGCUAAAGCUGGUGGUGCUAUUGCUAAAGUUAAGUGAUUAUGGUGCCCACUUGUAAUGUACUUGGAAAGAUAAAACAGCUUAACUUUUUUCCCCCCUCUUUGCUGCUCCAGAAUUGAUUAUCUUAAACUCAGCAGCAAAUAGCCACCACAUAACUAGUUUGCAUUUUUUUAACCUCUCAGCAGCAUUCCUGCCUGGAGUAUUCAGCUCCUCCAGGCUGUUACAAGUCAAAUAAUUGUUCUCUUGAAUGCAGCCCUCCUCCAUGAUCAAUACACCUUUGAAUGUUUUCAUGGCUGCAGAAAUCCUUCACGUGGGUUUGCUGGGCUGUGUUAUGCAUAAUUGUUUCUUUCACGACCUUACCUUUUGGUUGGAUCACAGAUUAAUGUUUUCUCCAUCACUCAAAAUAUGGGAUCGGUUUCAAGAAGUUUAGGAUUUCACAUACUUCAGGCUACAGAAGGAAACAGAAUUCUAGUUGCUGGAAAGAUCAAGGUUGCUAUUUGUUCUUUUGAAGUUGCCCAUCUACCCAUCUCUGAAUGCCGCAUGGGGCUCUUUGUUAAAAUUUAUUUCCAGUCACUCCAAGCGAGAAACCAUCAGCAGUGUCCAUUUGGGCAGCCUGUGUAUGUUGCAGGCAGAGUGUGUUUCUGAGUUGACAAUAUUUGCCUCUUAAGUUGGAGUAAAAAGCAUUAGUGCUAAAAUCACCUUCCACAAAUCACCUUUGUAUUAUUGCAUGUUAGCGACGUGUUUAAGUUGAAGAGGCUGCUUUUAUCUGAUGACAACCAUUUGUGACAACAUGUCAGUUGUUUCUUUGCUGGUUUGUGUCACAGGCUUUCUCUCCAGAUGCAGUGUAAAUGAAAUUGUUAAUGGGGUUCAGUAUCAGAGAGCUAAAUGUGUUAAUAUUCUGAUUUGAAACUUGACUGCCUUUCUUUCUUCUUUCUGCGGGCACUAGUUAAAUUUGAGGAUUCCAAGUUCUCCUAAUUUAAUUCUGAGCUGUCAUCUCUUCCUGUCUAUCUAAUUCCCGUCCUGAAUCCUCUUCCCCCAAUAGUCAGGGAAUACAUCUCCAACUGACCCUCAGGUUCCAGGCCCGUUUGGACUCAUCUUUUGUCUUGUCACUGUCCCAGACCAUGGAACACAGAAGGGACAUUCUAAUCCUUUCUCUCUUGCCCAGCCUCCCUCCCGUCCUGGCCUUGAGUCUUCCAAAUGGAAAAUUCCAGCAGUAUCAGUUGGUGAUGCACCCAUUUCUUGUUGAACCAUAGUCUGAUGGAAUUGCAUCUAAAGUAAAUGGUCCGAUUCUUAUCUCUUCAUUGUCAGCCCAAAUUCUUGGGAAGUUCCAAUACCUCAUAGAGUUCGCACCUAUAAAAAGCAGGACUUGACUGGCUUGGCUUGGGAGGGUUGUGUGUGGGGAAGAUAGGCAAUGGCCUGCACCGCAUUCAUCGAGAGUUCCAGCAGAGAGAGGGAGAGAAGAUUCUGGCGGACCUGCCCAGCAAAGGGGCCCGCUUUCCCCGCUUCUCUCCCCAACCCCCAGCUCUCAGCCUGUCUUUUAAAUAAUCCUUCCUCAUUCCACUUUUGUGCUGGGGGAUAAUUAGUCACAGCUCAAAAGAGGGCUCAAUGCUUUCUCUAAGCCAUGCCUGCUAUAGAGAGGAAACCUCCAGGGGUGGGGAGCGUGGAGACCCCCAUCCUAAUUCCUCGGAUAAAUGCUGGCGGUUUGAAUGUUUGAGACCAGGCCUUUUGCUUCUAGCCUGGGUGUAUUUUUCAACUUUGUAAUGUAACCUGUAUAUUUUUUCAUGUUCCUCUCUCAUCGGGAAAUUGUAAGAUUUAGGGGAGGGGUCUGGGAAGUGCUGUGCCUUGCAGAAUUCAGAGAUCAGAGCUCUGGGUACCCUGCGGGCCACCUCCAACCUGACCCUGUGUUAAUAAUAAGAAACUUGUUUACUUGAAGCCUGGGCUCUGGUGGGCCCACGGGUGUAGAUUGUAAUUGUGUGUCUAAAAAAAUGCUUUUUUGUAUCCCCCAGUAGCAUGACAACUAGAAUAGUAAUUUGACUUAAAAAAAAGAACAACCUAGUGUUUUCAAAAACUCCUUUAGGCGUGGUAACACUUUGAAAUCAGGUGUGGGGUUCUUUCCCCCCACCCCUGCGUAAGGAUGAGGGAUUGUCGUAAAGCUUGGCUGAAGAGGAAAUAAAAACAGAACAGGAGGUGGUAGAGGGCAUGGAUAUCUCUACUCGUUCCAAAGAUCCUGGCUCCACAGAGAGAACAGCCCAGAAAAGAAAGUUCCCCAGCCCUCCACAUUCUUCCAAUGGCCACUCGCCACAGGACACGUCAACAAGCCCCAUUAAAAAGAAAAAGAAACCCGGAUUACUGAACAAUAGCAAUAAGGAGCAGUCAGAACUAAGACAUGGUCCGUUUUACUAUAUGAAGCAGCCACUCACCACAGACCCUGUUGAUGUUGUACCGCAGGAUGGGCGAAAUGAUUUCUACUGCUGGGUUUGUCACCGGGAAGGCCAAGUCCUUUGCUGUGAGCUCUGUCCCCGGGUUUAUCACGCUAAGUGUCUGAGACUGACAUCGGAACCAGAGGGGGACUGGUUUUGUCCCGAAUGUGAGAAGAUUACAGUGGCAGAAUGCAUCGAGACCCAGAGUAAAGCCAUGACAAUGCUCACCAUCGAACAGUUGUCCUACCUGCUCAAGUUUGCCAUUCAGAAAAUGAAACAGCCAGGGACAGAUGCGUUCCAGAAGCCUGUUCCCUUGGAACAGCAUCCCGACUACGCGGAGUACAUCUUCCAUCCCAUGGACCUUUGUACUUUGGAAAAGAACGCUAAAAAGAAAAUGUAUGGCUGCACAGAAGCUUUUCUGGCUGAUGCAAAGUGGAUUUUGCACAACUGCAUCAUUUAUAACGGGGGAAAUCACAAAUUGACGCAAAUAGCGAAGGUAGUCAUCAAAAUCUGUGAGCAUGAGAUGAAUGAAAUCGAAGUAUGUCCAGAGUGUUAUCUAGCUGCUUGCCAAAAACGAGAUAACUGGUUUUGUGAGCCUUGUAGCAAUCCACAUCCUUUGGUUUGGGCAAAACUGAAGGGGUUUCCAUUCUGGCCUGCAAAAGCUCUGAGGGACAAAGAUGGGCAGGUCGAUGCCCGUUUCUUCGGACAACAUGACAGGGCCUGGGUUCCAAUAAAUAAUUGCUACCUCAUGUCUAAAGAAAUUCCUUUUUCUGUGAAAAAGACUAAAAGCAUCUUCAACAGUGCAAUGCAGGAGAUGGAGGUUUAUGUGGAGAACAUUCGAAGGAAGUUUGGGGUUUUUAAUUACUCUCCAUUCAGGACACCCUACACGCCCAACAGCCAGUACCAGAUGCUGCUCGACCCCACCAACCCCAGCGCUGGCGCCGCCAAGAUUGACAAACAGGAAAAGGUCAAGCUCAACUUUGACAUGACGGCGUCCCCCAAGAUCCUCAUGAGCAAGCCCAUGCUGAGCGGGGGCACGGGCCGCAGGAUCUCCUUGUCGGACAUGCCUCGCUCCCCCAUGAGCACAAACUCUUCUGUGCACACGGGCUCCGACGUGGAGCAGGAUGCGGAGAAGAAGGCCACUUCCAGCCACUUCAGUGCGAGUGAGGAGUCCAUGGACUUCCUGGACAAGAGCACAGCUUCACCAGCCUCCACGAAGACAGGACAAGCAGGAAGUUUAUCUGGCAGCCCGAAACCUUUCUCUCCUCAAGCAGCAGCGCCGAUCACGACGAAAACGGAUAAAACGUCCACCACCGGAAGCAUCCUGAAUCUUAACCUGGAUCGGAGCAAGGCCGAGAUGGAUCUUAAGGAGCUGAGCGAGUCGGUCCAGCAGCAGUCCACGCCCGUGCCGCUCAUCUCCCCCAAGCGGCAGAUCCGCAGCAGGUUCCAGCUCAACCUGGACAAGACGAUAGAAAGUUGCAAAGCACAAUUAGGCAUAAAUGAAAUCUCGGAAGAUGUUUAUACGGCCGUAGAGCACAGCGAUUCGGACGAUUCCGAGAAGUCCGAUAGUAGCGAUAGUGAGUUUAUCAGUGACGAGGAGCAGAAGUCCAAGAACGAGCCGGAAGAGGCGGAAGAGAAAGAGGGCAGUCGGAUGGACAAAGAGCCAUCUGUCAAAAAAAAGCCCAAACUGACAAACCCAGUGGAGACUAAAGAGGAGCUGAAAAGCACAUUGCCAGCCAGCGAGAAGGCAGAUCCGGGCUCGGUCAAGGAAAAGGCAAGCCCCCAGCCCGAGAAGGACUUUGCAGAAAAAGCAAAACCCUCGCCCCAUCCCACAAAGGAUAAACUGAAGGGGAAAGAUGAGACGGAUUCCCCAACAGUACAUUUGGGCCUGGACUCCGACUCAGAGAGCGAACUGGUCAUAGAUUUAGGAGAAGACCAUUCUGGGCGGGAGGGUCGAAAAAAUAAGAAGGAGCCCAAAGAAUCAUCUCCCAAGCAGGAGGUUGUAGGUAAAGCUCCACCAUCCACUACGGCAGGCAGCCAGUCUCCCCCUGAAACGCCGGUCCUCACCCGCUCUUCCUCCCAAACUCCCACGGCUGGUGUCACGGCCACCACCAGCACCACGUCCACGGUCACGGCCCCGGCCGCCACCGCCACGGGAAGCCCGGUGAAAAAGCAGAGGCCGCUUUUACCGAAGGAGACUGCCCCGGCCGUGCAGCGGGUCGUGUGGAACUCAUCAAGUAAGUUUCAAACGUCCUCCCAAAAGUGGCACAUGCAGAAGAUGCAGCGCCAGCAGCAGCAGCAGCAGCAGCAAAACCAGCAGCAGCAGCCUCAGUCUUCCCAGGGGACGAGAUAUCAGACCAGACAGGCUGUGAAAGCUGUCCAGCAGAAGGAGAUCACCCAGAGCCCAUCCACCUCCACCAUCACCCUGGUGACCAGCACUCAGUCGUCGCCCCUGGUCACCAGCUCAGGGUCCACGAGCACCCUCGCAUCUUCAGUCAGUGCAGACCUGCCCAUCGCCACCGCCUCUGCCGAUGUCGCCGCGGACAUCGCCAAGUACACUAGCAAAAUGAUGGAUGCAAUAAAAGGAACGAUGACAGAAAUAUAUAACGAUCUUUCUAAAAACACUACUGGAAGCACAAUAGCCGAGAUCCGCAGGCUGAGGAUCGAGAUCGAGAAGCUUCAGUGGCUACACCAGCAGGAGCUGUCGGAGAUGAAACACAACUUGGAGCUGACCAUGGCCGAGAUGCGGCAGAGCCUGGAGCAGGAGCGGGACCGCCUCAUUGCCGAGGUGAAGAAGCAGCUGGAGCUGGAGAAGCAGCAGGCGGUGGACGAGACCAAGAAGAAGCAGUGGUGCGCCAACUGCAAGAAGGAGGCCAUUUUCUACUGCUGCUGGAACACCAGCUACUGUGACUACCCCUGUCAGCAGGCCCACUGGCCCGAGCACAUGAAGUCCUGUACCCAGUCAGCUACUGCCCCUCAGCAGGAAGCAGAUGCCGAGGUGAGCACAGAAACACUAAACAAGUCAUCCCAGGGGAGCUCUUCCAGCGCCCAGGCAGCCCCUCCGGAAGCGGCCAGUGCCUCGAAAGAGAAGGAGACGCCGGCUGAGAAAAGCAAGGACAGUGGCUCAACCCUCGACCUUUCUGGCUCCAGGGAGACGCCCUCCUCCAUUCUCUUAGGCUCCAGCCAAGGCUCGGUUAGCAAAAGGUGUGACAAGCAGCCUGCCUAUGCCCCAACCACCACAGACCACCAGCUGCACCCCACCUACCCCGCCCAGAAGUACCAUUCCCGGAGCAGUAAAUCCAGUUGCUGGAGCAGCAGCGACGAGAAGCGAGGCUCGUCGCGUUCUGAGCACAACGCCAGUACCAGCUCGAAGAGUCUUCUCCCAAAAGAGUCUCGGCUGGAUACCUUCUGGGACUAGGGACAAAUUGCGACACAAGCCACCCACCCCUUGAAGGAAAAAAACCAGACACCAGGAAAACAGGAAACAGCAAAGAAAUGUGAGACAGAACCACCACCUUCAGACUCGAGAAUUCCCAGCCUUCGGACUGGGCCUUGGCACCUGCACAUAGGGCGGCCUACACUACACAGCGUUCAGCAUUAGCCUUGACUGAGGACUGCUGGACCCACACGAAACCUAUGCUUUAGAUGUAAAUAAUGUACAAUCUGUGGAUGUCCUUGAACCUAGAGUACUUUCCCCUUUUUAUAUUUGUAUUGACUUUAACUUAUAAAAAAGAAAAAAGAAAAACAAUUAAAAAAACCCCCAAUAACAAAAAGAAUGUUUUGGUGUUGGAGAAGGGAUGGUCAGGCAGCCCCUGCGUCACGCGGUGGUGUGGAGACGGGGCCCUGGGAUCACUGUGGCACACAGGUCCUCCUCCCUGGCUGCCCCGGGGGAAAGUGAGCCCUUGUCACUCGUCUGUCUGUGCGCAGCACGUUGGGAUCAGGAGUUGUGGUGCAGAUUCUGUGCCGUCGUGGGCACGUCACAUCAAGCCAUCGGCCCCUUUCAGAUACUCUGUUAUGAUGUUAGGAAAUGCAAGCUCUCUGGACCCGAAGGACACAGGGAGAGGCUGGUUUAUUUUGUGUGAUUUCAAUGAUGACUCUACUCCUAAAAGGGAAAAAAUGAUGUCCUUGUUUACAGAAGACAGACAGAAACAAGCCCCGCUCAGCUCAGUCGCAGAAGAGAAGAACAGAGAGACUGUUAGAGUCAUCAGCUUUGAAACAAAGAGCGACCUUUUCUUUGCUUUCUGGUUCCUUUAAACACACUCACACACACUUGGUAAGAAGAGACGCUCUGCUUUUCGGGAGCAGGAACCCAAAGGCAAGACGCACGCAGAGGACGUUUGAGUCUGGGAUGAAGCAUGUAUGUAUUAUUUAUGUGAUGGAAUUUGACGUUUUUAUGGAAGCAUGAACAAAGGCAGUGCGAGAGAAGGCCAGACCCCGCCAUGCUGUCUGUUACACUACGUAUGCUGUAGUCCCAUUUUGUAUGUUGUGUAAAACAAAAAGCAUUGAGCAAACACAAAGGUGAUGUAUGUAUAUGAGAAAAUUAAUUGUACGAUAUCAUUCCAGUACAUUCGGUUGUACAUUUUAGUCUCGUUUACUUUCUCUUCAUUGUUGAUAACGAGGAUGCGGUCUGUACAGUGUCCAGCUAGUUAUCCAUAUUAGAGAAGAAAUAAAAAGAGCGUAUUAGAAGAAAACAGGAGAGAAAGAACAUUUGUGAAUUGCAGUUGUCAAAAAAAAAAAAAUAGCCUAGCUGGCCUUAUUUGUGAAGCAUAAUUGCUUUUAGCAUAUGGAAGUAUUUUUUCACAUUUUCUUUGUAUAAAAUUUGUAUUAAACUUAAAUAUCUUUUUUGAUGAUGGUCUUUCUUUGUGACUGAGCCAGUGGACUCACACGGUGUGCUCUUUUGGGUUCCUCCCCUUCCCCUCGGUUUUUUCAGAUUCUUCACCUUUUUUUAAUUAAACUGUUUUGGAAAAAUGG
Molecule: messenger RNA, 7722 nt
Organism: Equus caballus (horse)
Lineage: Eukaryota; Metazoa; Chordata; Mammalia; Perissodactyla; Equidae
Source: RefSeq, a predicted model, not a curated record